This is a messenger RNA of Rhopilema esculentum, 7753 nucleotides long. Lineage: Eukaryota; Metazoa; Cnidaria; Scyphozoa; Rhizostomeae; Rhizostomatidae. The record is from RefSeq and is a predicted model, not a curated record.
UCUAUUUUCUUGUUGCAUUGGUAGCAGAAAUUAUUUUUAUUGUUGAUUCAAUAUAUGAUAUAUCGUUUUUAUAGAUUUUCGUCAACUUUGCUCGUGGGCAGACUGAAGGAGUAGAGCUUCUUGAAGAUGCACAAAGACGUUUAUUGAGGAAAGCUCGAGCACGAUUGGCUGCAGUCGUCCACGUGUGAAGCUUUCCUUUUGGAGGGAAAUGAGCAAACAUCACCCUUAACAAUACUUUUCAAUGGCACAUCCUUAUGGCAUGUCUUUAUUCAGUUUGCAUAAGUAUUGCCAUUCGGCUCUCAGUACUGCGUGACGAUGCAAAAUUACAUUCACGAGUGGGUACAUUAAUAGCCAGUAAUUGGUUUCAGAUCCAUGGAAUUCAACUGUUUUUGUUCCAGUAUUUGUUCCAGGAGUAAAAUGCUAUCCUGAAAGACCAGAGGUUCGCACAGUUUAUAUUCAGCACAUUUCUGCCUGCAAAACAGCUGCAUUUCCUUACUGGUUCAGUUUAAAGCAUUUUUAUUAUUAUUUUUACUUCUAUUUCACGUAUGCUUUGAAAUAUAUAAUAUCUGUAUUUCCUAAUGAAUGCCGCCAUCUUAUAAACGCCGCCCUAUGAUUAACGCCACCAUCUUUUAAACGCCGCAUCUUAAAAAGUGGUGUUCAUUGUAAAACAGAUCAAACAGGAAAUAACAAAUAGUUUAUAUGGUAACUAACCACUCUCCUCCACAGAAGCUAUUGGGAAGGGAGAUGGAAAGAGAACUGGUGGAGCUGCGGAGAAUGGGAGCGGGAGGGCAUUCACUUCCUCCUCCUUUCUCGCAGCUCCUCCACUUUUUCUUUUUUUCUUUAGUUUCUUUUAUCCUAUCCUUUUCUCCUUCCAUAUUCUAUCCGAAGGCAAUAAAGUUCUCAUACCAUAGACGUGGGCUCUGACGGAGACAGCGACAUUGACAUUUCUUGACUCUUCCAUAACGUGAUAACAUCCUUCGUGAACAUUUUCACAGAACGCAUGUUUAAAUCUGAAAACAGUUUAAAGUCUGUCUUUAUCUUUUUUAUCGCACUUUUCUUUUCCUUUUCAUUUGAACACUUUUAUUUUGUAUUCAACGCUGCCUCUGAUAGUAAAUACGGUAUAUAUAUGAUCAAUUUUGAGCUGUAAUGUUUGAAGAAACUACACAAAUCUAAGUUAAUUUACUGUAGCGUGUCAAGCAAUUCAUUGUAGAAAUAUGAGCACAAAGAUACAAGCUAUUUAUCAGAUAAAAGCCAUGUUUCUAAAGCACUCGACACUUAACUGUCUACAGUUCGCUGUGAAGGGAGCUUCAGUUUGCUGUGGAGGAGCGUUCUUCCCUGGCUCUUUGGUACAAUGAUCGACGUCUAAGAUCUUAAACAGAACUGGAGUCCGAAAUAAAACAAAUUAGUUUAAAAGUUAUCAUUUAUAUUUUUAAAAAGUCAAGGAUUUGUUGCGAAUCCCUAUCAUUAGAAUCUUCCCAACGAUCAACAACCUCCAAAACCUGAUUAUAAAUGUUGAUAGAGUUGAAUUCCGUUAUGUAUACCCCGUACAACUCUACCUUCGUGUUAAGUUGGACUGAUUUUCCAUUCCAUGAUUUUCCUUCUUCAAAUCAGACCAUUUCCUUGCACCCUUUGAAAGUCCGACUUGAUGGACUCAGCUGUUUACAAUUGCUUGUGUCAUUUUGCAGAAUAAUCGUAGAUUUUAAUAAUAUAUGUAUCAUCAUUUAAUAAUAAACCUGUGCUAUCAAAUUUGCAAUUUAGUGUGUAGUGUGCUAUCAAAUUUGCAAACCACAAAGAAGCAUUGUUUCUAACCCCUUUGUGUUUUCUGUUUGUUGGUUCUGUGUCCCAUAUGACAGUUGCAAAAUUUUUUCCGACUGAAAUCUCGAUUAAUAUAGCUUUAAUUUGAGAUUUCGUUAGUUAAUCACUAACGCGAGAUACAACAAUUACAAGCAUAGCGGGUGUCAUCUCACAAAAUGAAACGUAGCAAGUAAAAACAACACCAAUCUUGUGGAAGAAUUCAUAUUCGUUUUUAUUCCAUAAAACAAAUUUAUUUUUGUCCGCAUAAGUGAAGUGUCAUUUUUAAACAUCCUUUAGACUGCCUAUGAUGAAAUUUGUUAACAAACCAGAAGAAACACAAGGUCGUGGUGGCCGAAUAUUCAUUUUCUGCCAUUUUCGAACAAUCAACCUGUAUAUCGUUGAAUUAUACAUGCAGAAGAAUUAUGUUUGCGUUCAGAUGCAAUUAGGUUGACAAAGUGGUUCCUUCCAUGGAAAUAAAUAUCAUUAACCAACGACCAGCGAGUAAAACAUCUUAAAGCUUGUUGUUUCACCCUUCAGAGAAGAGUAUUGUAUUGUAUUGUAGAUUAUUUAAUGUUAGUUUUUACAAUAGUGAAUAUACACUAAUUAAGACUAACAUGAAGCAAUUUCAAGGAUUGCAUAAGCCAGUUCAUUUACUGCAAAACGAACAUGCGCACUUGUUUUCAAGGAACCAAGUUUUGGUCGAAUUCUUAAAUUGUCUAGUAUUUUGUGCUGUCUUUAUUGAUUCCAGAAGUGAAUUCCAGAUUUUAGGCCCUUGAAAACCUAAUGAUCUGAUACCAUUAUUGGUAGUUCUGGCUUUUGGAAUGUCAAAGGGGUUUUUGAGUCGAAGGUUAUGACCUGUUGUUGUGGGUACAAAAUAGUCUUUCAUGAAAACAGGAUUAAGGUUGUUAAGUGUUUUAUAAACUUCGAACGCUAAAAUUCUAACUGAUUGGAUGGUAGUUUCUUUUGAGUUAGCAAGUAAAUCUUGGUACCAAGAUGAAUAGUCUGAAUAGGCUAGUCUUAAUGCCCUCUCGUUUCUUUUUUCUAGCUUAUCCUGACUUCCUUCACCACAUAGCGUCCAUAUCAAUGGACAAUAAUUGAAGUGACAUAGUAUAAAUGAAUUUAUAAUUAUCUUUUUUUCUCUGUCACCCAUAAAUCUUGCCAAUAUUUUUAAAGAAUUUAACUGUUUAGUUGCUUUUUUACAGAUCUCAUCGAUCUGAACACCAAGCAAAACAACGUUUUUCUCUAUUUUAAUUGCAAAUUCUUGGUCAAUUUCAAACUCAUCUAUGCAUUUAUCUUUGCUGCCGAUUGUGAUAGCUUGAAAUUUAAAGGGAUUCGCAAUCAUUUCAUUAUAUUUAAGUCAAUCAAGACAUUUUCUUGUGUUAAUCUUUAUAAGUUGCAAUAGUUCAUCAGUAUUUGUUGCAGUAACAGAUAUCGUGUUGUCAUCAGCAAAAUUACAUAAAGACACUUCAGUAAGGCUGUAAAAAAUAUCAUUUAGAAAAAUAUUGAAAAGUAGAGGUCGAAGUGUUGAUCCCUGUGACACCCCUUGUCCAAGUUUACCCCAGGAGCUGUAAUGACCUUUCACUUUGACUCUUUGCUUUCUAUUAGACAGGUAGUUUUCUAUAAGUAAAAGAGAAUUUCAAUCUACACCAUAGGCAUAUAGUUUUGCUAAAAGUAGUUUUUUUGGUAGAAAGUCAAAGGCUUUUGACAAAUCCAUAAGGACAGCGCCAAUAUGUUUGUUACUUUCCAGUUCUGUUUUCCAGUCUUCAAUUAGUCUAAAGAGAGCGUGCUGGGAAGCAAACUGUUUUCUAUAUGCGCAUAGGAAUUUCGAAAAUUUUUCUUCAAGAAAUGGAGAAAGUUGAAGCUCUAUUGUAUUUAUAAAUACCUUUGAAAGUGUCGUUAGUAGACUUAUUGGUCUAUAAUUUUCCUUAUUGAAAGAAUCUUUUCUCUUAUUGACAGGUGAGACUAUAGCCCUUUUUAAAAAGUUUGGAAAAGUUCCUUGAAUAAUGAAUUAAUUUAUGAAUGCGUGUGAUUGUUUAUGUUUACAUUUUUCACUCAUGUAUAGGUAAUGUGUUUAAUGCCAACAUCAAUGCGCCGUCAAGUACCCGCAAAACCCACGCAACAGCAUUGUGAUCAACACUUUAAUGAGCUGCCCCUGUUGCUUGUAGUGUUCUCGCGAACAGCAGCCAAACAGUAGGUACUAACAGAAAGCUGUUUUGAAAACCAAUCGUUUGGAUCGUUACAGAUUGAAGAAUGGUAGGAGUUUGUAUAAGAUCUACCUGGUUUGUAUUGGCCAUUUUGGUGCAAAUACCCUGUAUAGCUUCAGAGUCAAUUGAUGGUAGUUUCCAUUUGCUCCAUCAUGAUGGACAGGGAGUCAGCUUCGAUAAAGACAGCAAAGUUCUAACCCUUCAUAGCACGCUAAGUCAGAAGUUUCGGUGGAAGGGCUUGUUCCUUAUGCAUGUACCGACAAAUCAGUGCGUCGUUCCAUCUGAAGACGGAAACGCAAUGUUGUCACUAUCGCAACUGUGCGGGAGCAACGACACUUACUUCCACUACGUGGCGCAGAGCCACAUAAUCAGGCAUCUUAAGAGCGGCAAAUGCCUCCAGUCCACAAAUGAUACAUUUCCAAGCAGGAAGAUUGUCCUGGCACGAAAUUGCCAGAGUGGCAGCAGUAUGUUUUGGCAGAUACCAGAAGCUCUGUACAUCAUUCGCCAUUUUGGUGGACUAUGUUGGGUUUAUAACACUCCGCUUGACGUCAUGAAGCUACAGAAGACGCAUAUCUGCGACCGUUUUGUUUUUGACAGCGAAUGGCAUUUAAAGCAUUACAGAACUGGCAAAUGUGUUUAUUUCCACCUCGGAUUUCUGCGUCUAACAACGGACUGCAAUACAACCCAAAGCAGCUUCAUCCACACUGUAAAGGCGACAUUGGAGAACCUUUCAUCGCACCAGUGUGUGAAGCCAUUCCUAGGGGGAGCGGCUCCGUUGCCAGCGGCUGACCUCAUUCUGACUGAAUGCGCUGAGGAAGAUCAAUUCUUGUUUCACCUUCACUUAGCCAAAGGAAUUUAUGAGGUAAGCCUGUUCUCAGAGUCUUGUGACGAUGUCUUAAUUUGUGUAUUGGCUCGGUCAAUCAUUGAAGUCAACGGCCACGAUUUUAGCGCCCUGACCAGAGGGAUAAGCGUCGCCAUCUUUGACUACCAAAGUGGGAUAUUAGAAUAUUCAAAUGCGUAUGACGUGUACGCUUACAGUUCACACCGCGUUCAACUCGCAACAUUGCUCAACGGUCUGGCGGACGACAAACUCUUGUUAAUGGCGGUAAGAGAUGCUGUUAAUUUUGACACCGGUUUGGCAACAGCACUGAGGCGGUUCGGCGUGUCUUCUGAGUUCGCCAGAACCUAUCCAGUCACAACGAAAAUGUCGAUGGUAGCACUUCUGUACACAGGACAUCGUAGAAAAGAAUGGGAGAAGGUUGUGCAUUUCGUUGGCAAAGGACCCUCAAUGCUAGUGGCCAAGAUCUUCGCGUUUCGAGAUUACCAAGGAACAGAUGAAUGCGACGAGGAAAUGGGUUUGCUGACUGGCCACCUUUCUGAUUCUAGAUUUUCUGCGAAGUCUGUUUACGGCAAUUCUCCUGCGUAUGGUCCCAAAGAAGCCCGUCUUUACAGAACUGCACCCGGUUGGUGUUCAGGUGCCUAUAGUCCAGUAACUGACUAUUUGCAGAUCGAUCUGGCAUCCAUCAAGGUUCUGAGUGGAAUAGCGAUGCAAGGUCACGGUACCUGGAAGGGGCGUAUGUCUGUCACUUCAUUCUUUGUACAGCACAGUACAAAUGGGAUUGACUGGUCCACUUACUCAGAAAAUUCAACAGACUUUGAAUUUCAAGGCUGUUCAACCUUGGGCGAAACAGUUGUUCAUUGGUUUAAAAGGACAGAAAUGCGCUUUAUUCGGAUAGUUCCGAAAACAAGAACUGCUGGUGAUGUCACACAUUGCAUUCGGAUGGAGCUUUUUGGCUGCUCUCCAAAAGGAAUUUUCCUCCAAGACGGUCUUUUUAAAGAAACAUUCAUAGUGUCAGAGAUAGUAAAAGCAAAUUUUUUUCACGUUCUAUGGAACAUCAGCCUGGUUGGUCUUGUUAACAUUGAAAUGUCUGUUCAUGAGCAAAAUACAACACUUGCGAAUAACAUGGAUCAAUUCAUGGUUGGCACAGGGUUGAAUGGGACAUCCAGUGUAUGCAAAUGGAACUUCAGGCUUAUCUGCUACUGUUAGGAAACUCAAGAGCGUUAUUUCGCCCUUUCCAAUUGCAGUAUCAACAACAUUUUCAAAUAAAGAAGCCAAGUUUAGCAGUUUUAAUGUUUUCAUAAGAGAAAGGUAAGUAAUAAACUUAGACAGGUCUCAAACCAGAAAAAUCGGAAACAUUUUCCAGUCAAAGUUUUGAAAACGUUUUAGGGUCGCUAGACAUUGUAAAACCAAAUUUUAUUUGGGACUUUUGAAUUUUUUCUUUUUUUCAAAAUGGCGGAUCAGUUGCCAAAAGGUUUUUAACAAAAAAGUAGACAUUAAAUAGGCUAAGGCACAUAUCAAAUGAAGAUUUUGAAUGUUUUCAAGCGAUCCUAUUUAAUUUUUCAGGGGCACAUCAGGGGCGGAUCGAGACAUUCUCAACAUUACUAGACACUCCCAGAUACAAUUCAAAUUGGUGUAUUCGGAAAGAAUGGGGCAUUCUCUCAACAAAAUCUCUUCUUACCAAUAGUAUGGUCUUCCUGCCAUCAAACCAAAGUGAUUUUCACUAUUAGUGAAAAUCAGUUUCCAUUAUCGGGUUGCGAAGAAAAGAAUUCCGUUUGUUCUGCCAGACAUGUUUUGCGGGGGUUUGUUUAUGAACAUCUGUUAUCCUGGCAUUCUAUGACGCCAUUGUGUGAGCUGUUUGAUGAUGCUUUUCUUUGUAGCAAUCAAAGAUAACCCCUAAACUUAAUGAAAAUGCUCUUUUUUCCUCAUGUGAUGACUUUUUAAAUAGUCUCAGCCUCUCUUUCAGCUUCAUCCGUAAAUUUCUGAUUGAAACGGCUCGUUCUCAUGAGGUGUCUACAGCAGCCAUGUCUGUGCUGAACCCCUCCUUACAAUGGUCCUCCUCUUACCUUCAUUUUUUCCCUAUUUAUUCGUCCUUUGUAACUCAAUCACCAUAUAUUGGAAAGAAAACGACCCACCAGAAACCGUUCCAUUGUUGACAUGCUGGAAUGUUUGCUUGACAUGUCUACAAUUUUGACACGCUGGAACGAAUGAUACAGUGAAUUGUUCAGAUGGCCAAAUGCAAACACUUAGGUAUCAAUACCCUCUCAGCUGCAAGAUGCCGCUCAAUAGAAUUUUUGCUCACUAGACUUAUCAGAUAUAGCAUUGUCAUACCACCCCGUAGUUUCUCCACAAAGUUUUCGCUUGCAUUUCAUUAUGGUUUGUAUCGCACUUUCGAAAAGGAGCUGAAAUGCAGGUUGUGCCAAAACUGAUGCAAGCGUUGCUGGUGACUGAUUUCAUACCCUGGGUACCAGACUCACUUUAGACAAAAUAGAGAGUCUGGUCUAGUGCGCCCCAUUCUCGUUCUGGUGUGCUGAUAUUAACCAAUCAGGAGCGAGUGUACAGAUUUCUGUACGUUCAAAGGUCACAGCGAAACAAUUAAACGUAGCUCUGGUGUAAAACAUUGAACAGAACACAACAAUAUAAAAUGCUAGCGCACGUAACGAUCGAGUUUGAAAAUGCUGUUAAAACUGUACUCAAAGAAUGUUUUCCGCAUGUUGUGGAACUUAACACGAAGCAGCAUUGAAAGCCUUGCUUGUAGAGAGAAGAGACACCUUCGCCAUAUUGCCAACUGGCUUUAGAAAGUCUCUCUGAUAUUUUCAGGCUGUCUCUCAUUGCAAAGAAAUUAGGCCUUGUAGUGAAGUGCAUUAAAUAAGAAACACCGCAAGGCGCCAAGAACAAACAACAUCAAAACACAAGU